AUGUUGCUGCCGUCUGCCUUAUCCUGCGACCCGUCGCACCCGCGCCUGCAGUCGGCGCUCUUCAUCUCGCCGCCCGCCAGCCCUCCCCAGCUCUCCACCCAGACCGCGAUCGGAAACCUCAUCAACUCAUGUCGUAACCUUCACACCAUGCUGUCGUCGCCAAUCCCCAACGAGCCGAUCCCAGAUGUAAACUCUCACCUCCCGUCGCCACCGCUCGCCAACAUGCCUAGCCCUCUCAGCAAACCUCGCCUUCGCCGUCGCAAGGCCGAGCCAUCACCUGGUCCAUCUUCUUCGCUGGCACAGAACGAGCCUCUACGAUACAGGAUCAAGAAGCGCGCACCGCCUAGGGGUCCGAAUAAGAGAAGACGCUCCGAUGAUGACGACAUGGGCCGAGACGACGAAGAGCGCUCUAGCAGUGACGAACACCACGGAAAGGAGAACGUCAACAUCUUUGACAUGAACAACGAGACCAAGCGAGACCCCGGAAUGUUUGUCUUCAAGGGAUACUCAGACAAAUCAUCACAAGCCGCCCCGUCAACACCCAAGAGACAGCGAAUAGCACCACCAGACGUCCCGCGCGGACUCACCAAGGAAGAUUUCCACAAGCUGGGAGCCCCCGAUGCAAACGAGAUCGAGACCACCGAGGGCACCAACGUCGAAGUGGGCGCGCGCGGCGAUCAGUGGAGCCUCGAAGAUGACCACAAGCUGGUCGAGGUCGUGCUCGAGAAGGUCAAGAACAUGGAUUUGUCCAGUGAGGUAUGGGAUGACUGUGUUCGCAAUCUACCAGGGAGGGACCAGACCAGUGUGAGCUUACGAUGGAGGAGUCUGUUAAACAGGGACAAGAUAGGCCUGCAGAAUAGGGGUGCCAGGACCAGGGCUAAGCUCCACGGGACGUGGUGA
Molecule: messenger RNA, 900 nt
Organism: Diaporthe citri
Lineage: Eukaryota; Fungi; Ascomycota; Sordariomycetes; Diaporthales; Diaporthaceae
Exons: 1
Coding region: 1-900 (299 amino acids)
Source: RefSeq, a predicted model, not a curated record